GGCGGAGCGGGGUGCCUAGGCGGGAAGGGGGCUCCCCGCUCCUGGCCGGCCCGUGAAGGCUCGCCCACGUCCUCCGGGGGUUCCCCAGGGUCGGCCUCCGGGGAAGUCCCGGGGUGCUCGGCUACAAGAGGGUUGCACCCCGCUCUGCAAGCCUGCAACGCCCAGCCAUGUCGCGCGGCCUCCGGAGCAGCGGCAGCAGCAGGCCCCCCGCUUCCCGGGGACACCCACUUCUUCUCCGGCUGGCUCUCUCUGCUCUCUGGCUUCCUCUUGCAGCCAGCAACCUGGCUUCGGGGGUGCGGGAGGUGACAGUGGCUUGUACUGAAGAUGUGGCCUUGCCCUGCACCGCACCCCGGGACCCUCAGGUGUCCUACACCGUCUCCUGGGCCAAGCUGGAGGAGGGUGGUGAGGAGAGGCUGGAGCCCAGGCAGGGAGCACUAUUCCAUGAGCAGCACCAGCAAGAAUCUGCAGAAUCUCCAUGGGAAAGUCAGUAUCUCCUACAGAUCAGAAAUGCUACAGCCAGAGAUUCAGGCACGUACCGCUGCACCUUGGAAGACAUCAAUGGGUCAGGAAACCACAGUGGCACAGUCACCUUAAAAGUGACAGGAUGCUCCAAGAGACACAGAGAAGAGAAUUUUAACAAGUAUAGAGCUGAUGUGGUUCUGCUGGUGAUGCUCGUCAUUUUCUACCUGACACUCAUCAUUUUCACAUGUAAAUUUGCACGGCAUCAGAGUAUUUUUCCAGAUUUUUCUAAACCAGGCAUGGAACAUGCUUUCCUCCCUGUCACCUCCUCAGCUAAGCAUUUGGAACCAGUGACACCCCUCAAGGUAGAACCAGUCUGAGAAAGAUUUUUGCCGGUGAUCGUCUGGUGU
Molecule: messenger RNA, 869 nt
Organism: Suncus etruscus (white-toothed pygmy shrew)
Lineage: Eukaryota; Metazoa; Chordata; Mammalia; Eulipotyphla; Soricidae
Gene: CD83
Product: CD83 molecule
Exons: 4
Coding region: 168-839 (223 amino acids)
Source: RefSeq, a predicted model, not a curated record